Molecule: messenger RNA, 1831 nt
Organism: Acanthaster planci (crown-of-thorns starfish)
Lineage: Eukaryota; Metazoa; Echinodermata; Asteroidea; Valvatida; Acanthasteridae
Product: microfibril-associated glycoprotein 4 pseudogene
Source: RefSeq, a predicted model, not a curated record
GAGAGUUUAACAACUGUAUCCACUAGAACUUCGAUCAAUCCUUGCGUGCUCAAAGCUAAGCUAACCGCGUGCAGACAAGAUUUCUAUUUAGACGGGCGCUCUGGAAGUGGCAGAUAUGGUCGGAGGCCUUGUAUGUGAAGUGAGUUGAGUUCUGUUUAGAUAGCUUGUGGCCAACGCUUCAAAAAUUAAGUAACAUCAAUGCCAGUAAGUUCGAUUUACUUUGCCUGGCUUCACCAGAACAUUCAACAAUGGCGUGUCUGAUCUGCAUACUGGGCGUCAUCCCAAGGCUGAUAUUCUUGAGCACGGCAGUGUUAGCCACUGGGACCAUAGAUCGUUGUACAAACCAGCGCCAACAGGUAAUGCAAGCCGUUCAUAAUAGCGUGCUGCGGGGCAGUGCGUACAACACAAUCAUCGUGCGCUUUCCUGCCGUCUGCGGUCGAGAAUGCGCCUUGGAUCGGCGUUGCAAGUCUUUUAACUUCAGUAAAUGUCACAAAAUAUGCGAACUGAAUCGUGGCACGAGAGAGGAGUAUCCAGAAUACUUCGCUGCAGCGCUCGGGACUGCGUACUUCAGCGAAUUCGGUGAAGAUGAAGACACCAAUCUAACUUCGUCGAUCGGCAGCUCAGCCAGUUUCUACAGGAGUUGCGGGGAGCUCUAUGAAGCCGGGUACCACUCCAGUGGCAUUUUCGCCAUCUAUGCGGAGGGACUCCUCACCUCCUCCGGUCUGUGCGUCUACUGCGACAUGGAAACUGAGGGCGGGGGGUGGAUCGUAUUGCAGCGGCGGCAUGACAGCAGCGAAGACUUCUAUCGCAGCUGGAACGAGUACCGGAUCGGCUUCGGCAACCUGUCAAGCAACUUCUGGCUGGGAAAUGACAUAUUGGCGAAGCUGACGGCGAACAGGUCGUGGACACUGCGAGUGGAUUUGGAGGACUGGGAUGGGCACAGGGCAUGGGCAAAAUACCCAGAUUUCAAAGUAUCCCCUGAUCUGUACCGCCUAGAAAUUGGAAGGUACGACAACGGCAGCACUGCAGGCGAUGCUCUCAGCUAUAACCGAGGAUUACCCUUUUCAACUAAAGACCGCGACAAUGACGAAUACAACUCGAGCCACUGUGCAGUAGUCCUCCAUGGGGCAUGGUGGUUUGGUAAAUGUGGCUUUUCUCACCUAAAUGGUAGGUACUACUCAAUCUCGGAGGAGAUUCUUUUUCCAGGCAUUGUGUGGUACAAGUGGAAAAGGGUAGUGCGCUUGUCACUGAAAAGCUGCAGCAUAAAAAUCCGUGAGACAGCCCUGCAUCCCUGGGGGUAAAUUCUCUGAGUAGCGAAUGUAGAAGUUACGUUACACCUCUUAGAUCUGCUUGUGUCAACUAAUAUAUUCAGUGGUUACAGACUAGUCUUUUUAUAAUUUUAUGCCUCCCAGGAAAUCUGCAAAAAAUGUUUUUCGCACAACUGCAUCUAUGGCUGUUUAUAUUCUUGUCUAGAGUAACUAUAAUAUCGUUAGUGUUUUCAGGAAGUGAAAAUAUUCAAAAUCUUGUGGAACGGACUUGCUGAGAUAAACGCGUUUAAAAAUACUUCAAUAAACAUUUUUGAUCAAUUCUAUGUAACCGAUUGAGUUUUUUUUUCAAAGUCAUGAAAUUCAAGAUUUGGAAAAUGCUAAUCCAUACUUCAUUUUUGAUCAAUUCUAUGUAACCGAUUGAGUUUUUUUUUCAAAGUCAUGAAAUUCAAGAUUUGGAAAAUGCUAAUCCAUACUUAGUUGCAGAUAUAUUGUUAUUAAAUAAACUGUAAUUCAUUAAUAAAACUAUUUUUCACUUCGUGAAAACGGGAAAGCCAGGAGGUCUU